CCAAUCUACAACCGACAAAAUGACUCUGGAGAACAUUCCACAAGGCCAGGCCGUGACGGUAAGCCUUCAGGAGUUGAUCGACGGAACGAUAACCUUCCCAACCCUAGUGGAAGCCUUCGGCCCCUCCUCACUGGGCAUAAUAAUUGUCAAAGACCUCCCCGCACACUUCGCAGAACUCCGCGCCCAAGUCCUCUCGAACGCAUCCUACCUCGCCGCCCUCCCGCAAGAAGAACUAGAAACCCUAACUUCCUCAGCCGCAAAAUACCUAGUGGGGUGGUCGCACGGCAAAGAAACGCUGCGGCCCGGAGUCUACGACACGCACAAGGGAAGCUACUACGUAAACUGCGCGUUCCACGUCUCGCCGGAACUGCAAGGCGCACCGGCCGAAAAGCAUGCCGAUCUAGCCGAAUACACGGCCCCGAACAUCUGGCCAUCCCCCGAAAGCCUCCCGAGCUUCGAGCCGAGCGUGCGCGCGCUCUGCAGUUUGAUCAUCGAUACGGCGGCGUUGGUGGCGCGCGCGUGCGACCGAUUCGCGGCGGAGAAUGUCGAGGGGUAUGUGUCGGGGUAUUUGGAGAGGGUGGUUAGGGGUAGUUUGACGAGUAAGGCGCGGUUGUUGCAUUAUUUUCCUACUUCCGGGUCUGAAGCAGAACCUGAAGGGGAGGAUGAUGAUGAUUGGUGCGCGACGCAUCUUGAUCAUAGCUGUUUGACUGGGUUGACGUCGGCGAUGUUUGUCGAUGAGGAGGACGGUCAGGGUUUGAAGGCAGAUGGUAACAAGACGUUGGAGGAAUUAAAGGCUUCGCCUGAUCCGACUGCUGGGUUGUAUAUCAAGUCGCGCACUGGUCAGAUUGUCAAGGUUAAUAUCCCUAAGGAUUGUCUUGCGUUUCAGACGGGUGAGGCCCUGCAGUUGAUUACUCGGGGUCAGUUUCGCGCGGUGCCGCAUUUUGUGAAGGGCGCCAGAAAAGGGUUGGAGGGUCGCCGGAUUGCGAGGAAUACGUUGGCUGUGUUUACGCAGCCGAAUCUCGAUGAGGAGGUGCAGCCUGGUGUUACGUUUGCGGAUUUUGCACGCGGGGUGGUCGCGAAGACUCAACCUACUCUUUAGUCUUGUGGUCUAACUUGGAAAGGAAUUGAGUG
Messenger RNA from Aspergillus homomorphus CBS 101889, 1131 nucleotides. RefSeq lists its product as uncharacterized. Bases 20 to 1099 code for a protein of 359 amino acids. Lineage: Eukaryota; Fungi; Ascomycota; Eurotiomycetes; Eurotiales; Aspergillaceae. The transcript has 3 exons. The record is from RefSeq and is a predicted model, not a curated record.